AAGAGGAAGCCCAAAGAAAAUUUAAGAGCUCUUUUUUUCUAAACACAUCGAGCUACUCCUCAGCUGCAUCCUGAAUGCAUAGCAAAAACACAUAUUUAAGCUACUGUUACAACAGCCGUGCUGGUGACUCUGCACCCGUACUGCAAACCGUCUUGCCUGUGGGAAAAUGUCGUCUCACAGGAAAGGAUGCUGGGCAUUUUUGGUCACCGCAGUGGUGACCAUGUUUCUGCUGGAUGUUGCUGUUGUUGUGCAGGCAAAGAGCUUUGAGGAUGUUCGUUGCAAGUGCAUCUGCCCACCAUACAGAAACAUCAGUGGACACAUCUACAACAGAAAUGUCUCACAGAAGGAUUGUAAUUGCCUCCAUGUAGUGGAGCCCAUGCCGGUGCCUGGUCAUGAUGUGGAAGCUUACUGCCUGUUGUGUGAGUGCAAGUACGAGGAACGAAGCAGCAAUACCAUCAAGGUAACCAUCAUCAUUUACCUCUCUGUUGUGGGCGCACUGCUGCUCUACAUGCUGUUCCUGCUGCUGGUUGAUCCUCUUAUCCGCAAGCAUGACCCUUACACCCAGCCAUUACACAAUGAGGAGGACUCUGAGGAGAUGCGUCCGCAGGUGGACACCAGCCAGGGCAGAGGAAACACCGUGCUGGAGCGGGUUGAGGGGGCACAGCAGCGCUGGAAAAAGCAGGUCCAGGAACAGCGCAAGACUGUUUUUGACCGCCACAAGAUGCUUAGUUAAACCUCAAAGCUGAUCUUGAACCAGGGUUAGAGGAGGUAACUCUCCUGAACUCAGCUGCCUCUCAUCACCAGCUGCACUAUUAUUAACCCCUCACUCAUUGCUGUGCACUGGACUGUCAGAGUUAGUAUUUCCUCAUUAAGACAUGCUGAUCUAACAAAGUCAAAUGUUUUUAUUUAUUAAUAUGAAACACUAUUGACUAAGUUGCAGUUAUGUAAAAACUACAGGCCUGCACACUCUUAAUGGCUAAAGAUCAUUUAAAUUAUUUCAGAUUUAGAAUGCCUUGAUAAAGUAAGAACCUGUUUUGGUUUUUCUUUUGCCUAUUUAACCAUGAUUGAAUUGUUUUUAAGUUUCCUUGAGAUAAUUUUUGUUGUUAGCUAUUUGCCAAUUUUACUAAGUACUAAGCAGUUUUUUCCCAUAGCGUAGUUUUCCUUGUAUCAUUUAUGAAGUUACCACAGAACAGGUAAGCUUUAUGUUUGUGAAUGGACAGUUGGCAGCAAGAGUACCCAAUGUUUUAUUGCCAAGCAUUGCACAUUUUCUUAUUUAGCACGAAUCAUUUAUUUAUUAUAAUGAUAAUAAUAAUUAUUACAAUUUAUUUGUAUUUCAUUGAUGUGUAUUGUAACCUGGGCAUAUAAAGGAUUGUACAUGUUUGGCUUUGUAAUUUUAAAGCAUUGACAUUGCUACCUUUUUUAAGAUAGUCCCAGUAUGUGCCUUUUCCUGUUUCUCUCAUUGUGUAGGUGAAUGUGUUACACCAAACUCCAGUGCAGCAUUUGGCUCUUAUGCAUAACAGAUGGAAGGAUCUUUUUUUUAUCAUUUUUGGCAUGAAUAUCAUCCACUGUGUGGCAGCUGUGUUUGUAUAAAUUCAAUCUGUAAUCUUGAAUUUACCCGUGAACCUGAUGCGGUAAACGUUUGACUGACUAAGGCUGAAAGCCACAUUUAUAUUCUGCAGUGGUGUUUCUGAUGGAACAUCCUUUCCCAUGCAAAGAGAGAAAGGGAGAACAGGGCAUUUAACAGAGCUUUAAAGCCAUCCUCAGUUGAAUCAAAUCUCUGCCACUGGAGAAUGUCCUAAAUCUGUAAAGCCGCUCAUAAUGCGCUUUAAAUGUGGCAGAAUCAGGAUGCCUCUUAGCUUUGAAGGGCCCUAGCGUGUAUCAUUAUGUGUCAGUGAAUUCCCCCUCGCAUCCUACUACUGAAGCUCCCUGCUGGGGAAGAAAGGCACACUGACUUGCAUUACCUCGUGCACAAUGUGAACUGCUGAUUUAUUAUUUGUGUGUGUAAUGGUUUGUUUUAUCACUGAAGUGUUUUAUGAUUUAAUACCACUGGUAUUAAUGUUUUGUAUUUAUUUUAUCUCUGGCCUAACUGGAGUAUUGCACUGCUCAUGUCUAUACAUUCAGCUUGAUGUAAAA
Molecule: messenger RNA, 2133 nt
Organism: Scomber scombrus (Atlantic mackerel)
Lineage: Eukaryota; Metazoa; Chordata; Actinopteri; Scombriformes; Scombridae
Gene: tmem9
Product: transmembrane protein 9
Exons: 6
Coding region: 167-733 (188 amino acids)
Cellular component (GO): lysosomal membrane
Source: RefSeq, a predicted model, not a curated record